This is a messenger RNA of Lodderomyces orthopsilosis Co 90-125, 1410 nucleotides long. RefSeq names its product septin (gene CDC11). The record is from RefSeq and is a predicted model, not a curated record. Lineage: Eukaryota; Fungi; Ascomycota; Pichiomycetes; Serinales; Debaryomycetaceae. The transcript has a single exon. Gene Ontology annotation, molecular function: molecular adaptor activity; GTP binding; GTPase activity. Gene Ontology annotation, biological process: cytoskeleton-dependent cytokinesis; cellular bud neck septin ring organization; division septum assembly. Gene Ontology annotation, cellular component: cell division site; septin ring; septin complex. The coding region runs from base 1 to 1410 and encodes 469 amino acids.
AUGAACUAUUCCAUCGACAAUAACGUAUCUUCGUCAGCAUUAAGAAAGAGGAAGAUCCUCAAAAAGUCAAUCAACUUUUCGAUUAUGAUUGUUGGUGAAAGUGGUUCUGGUAGAUCAACAUUAAUUAAUACUUUAUGUGGUGGCAAUUCAAUUGUUCCCACCUCAUCAACUAUAAAUGAAGAUCCGUUUACCAAGAAAUUGACAUUAAGACAUGAAAAUGUUGAAUUGGAAGAUAAUGAUGGACACAAGAUUAGUCUUAAUAUCAUUGAUACACCUAAUUUUGCUAAUCAAAUCAAUUGUGGUGAAGAUUUUCGGAUUAUUGUUGAUUUUAUUCGUCAUCAAUUUGAUGAAGUAUUGUUAGAGGAGUCAAGAGUUAAACGUAAUCCUAGAUUUAAAGAUGGAAGAAUUCAUAUUCUCAUUUAUCUUGUUAAUCCUACUGGUCAUGGAUUAUCGGAAAUUGAUGUUAAAUUUUUAAAACAUGUCAACAAUUUGGUUAAUAUAAUACCAGUUAUUGCAAAAGCUGAUUCCUUAACUAGGGAAGAGUUACAAUUGAACAAAAGAUUGAUUUUGGAGGAUUUAAGUAACUAUGAAAUCAAUUAUUAUCGAUUUAAUGAAUAUGAGUAUGAAAAAGAUUAUAUUGAUGACGAAAUUAUUGAGUAUAACAAAUAUUUGAAUUCUUUAUUACCAUUUGCCAUUAUUGGAGCCAAUGAAUAUAAGAAGAACCCUAAUCAUUCUGGAUUGAAAAAUGGAGAAACUCCUCACAAUGAUGAAGAUGAAGAAGAUGAUGCUGAUGAUAUUAUAAAAUUACGUGUGUUAAACAAAGAUUUAAAACCAAUUAAUAUUGAUAAUCCUGAUAUCAAUGAUUUCACAAUUUUGAAAAAUGUCUUGUUAAUCACUCAUUUAAAUGAAUUUAAAGAUAUCACUCAUGACCAAAUUUAUGAAAAUUAUAGAACUGAAGCAUUAUCAGGUAAACAAUUCCAAUACAUGAACAACAAUAAUUCUGAUGAUGGAAGUUACAACACUUAUAACAGUAGUAACCACAAUUUAGCUGAAAGUCAAUAUGGAAAUGGAAGUAAUGGCCAUGGGACUAAUGGAAGUGGAAUACAUAAUUCUCACCACCAUCAUAACAACUCCCAUGGAUCCCAUUUUGAUAAAUCAAUUAAUGGUAAUGGCACUGAUGCGGGUACAACCACUGGUGGUGGUGGAUCCGACUACUUGUUAAAAGAAGAACAAAUUAAAUUGGAAGAAGAACGAUUAAAGAAAUUUGAAGAACGUGUUCAUCAGGAUUUAAUUACAAAGAGACAAGAAUUAUUAGACCGAGAAAAUGAAUUGAAGGAAAUUGAGAAAAGAUUACUUGCUGAAGGAUUGAAAUUGAAUGAACAUGGAGAAGUUGUCAAAGUUGAGGAUUAG